Messenger RNA from Alnus glutinosa, 2112 nucleotides. RefSeq lists its product as uncharacterized. The transcript has 14 exons. Gene Ontology annotation, biological process: proteasome-mediated ubiquitin-dependent protein catabolic process. Gene Ontology annotation, cellular component: proteasome regulatory particle, base subcomplex. Gene Ontology annotation, molecular function: ATP hydrolysis activity; proteasome-activating activity; ATP binding. NCBI's taxonomy places the organism in Eukaryota, Viridiplantae, Streptophyta, Magnoliopsida, Fagales, Betulaceae. The coding region runs from base 103 to 1899 and encodes 598 amino acids. The record is from RefSeq and is a predicted model, not a curated record.
ACUUUGACCCACCGAGCGGCGAGCGGUACCUUCCGCGCCACGCUCGUGCCCACAGAGAGAGAGAGAGAGAAAGAGAGAAAUACACUGAACUCACACACAGCCAUGGCGGUUCUGGGCCGACUAGUGAGAGCAGCUACGGCAUGGCGUACUGUCCCCUCCCCCAAAGCCCUGAUCCCGACCCCUCCACGUCCCCGCUCCCGGGACCUUCCUCGCCGCCUUUACCACCGGUGUGGUGAUCACCAGAGUCAUUCUAAUGCAUCUGAAGUUCGGCCACUAAGAUUGUUGCCUGAUGCUUAUGCUGUAUUUCCAGCUGUAUUGGCUGGUUUGUUUGGAGCUGGGGUGCUAGAAAUGGCCUAUGCAGAUGGCGAUGAGGCUGCUGGCAAACCUCCUUUGCCAUCAGAAUCUUCUCCAAAGUAUGCAGACUUGGAGGAAACUGCCAAGAAAGAACGACAGCGAAUUGAAGAGUUGCUUCGAAGUAAAGGAAUGACACGUGGUUCUUAUCCCCGCUUUACUGUUGGUGUUAAGGGCCAAAAGGUCACCAUAAAAUUCCAAAUUCCUCCUGCAUGUGAAAUUUCACAACUGAUUGCAAACCUUGUUUCACAUCUUGGACUGAAGGUUGAAGAGCGAGGUGGUGGCUCAGAUAUGUUGUUGCGUGCUUGGGACAGUCCAGUUGCUUGGCAAAUAAUACUUACUCAUCCAGAGAAAAAGAUGGAAGGUGAAGGGGAUGUGGGGAAUUCAAAAAAUAUAAGCGCAAUUGACAGCAAUAUAUGCAUCCUCAUAUUUGGUUCACUCAUUAGCUCAGACAAAGCUGAAAUUGAAUUCAUAAAGCCAGGGAGCUUGAGUCCCAAAGAGCUUGACGCUUUGGUGUCUGUUUUAGAAUUAGCUGGUGGAAAGUUGGGACAGAAUAAGACCGUAGAAAGAAAACCAAGGGAAGGUACUACAAAGGUGCCAUCUGCAGAAAAAUCAGUUGCUAGUCUUGAGUCCAUGGGAGUGAUAAUUUAUGGACUUGAUGAAGCCCGUGAUUUAUCCUCAAACACUGAGAUAUCAUGGGACAAUAUUGCUGGAUAUGAUCAGCAAAAACGAGAGAUAGAGGAUACGAUACUGUUGGCACUGCAUAGUCCUGAAGUAUAUGAUGAUAUUGCUCGUGGGACUCGGUGUAAAUUUGAGUCAAACAGGCCUCGAGCUGUGCUCUUUGAAGGUCCACCAGGUACAGGGAAGACAUCUUGUGCUCGUGUUAUUGCUAAUCAAGCGGGUGUACCUUUGCUGUAUGUGCCACUGGAGGUUGUCAUGUCAAAGUACUAUGGUGAAAGCGAACGUCUUUUAGGGAAAGUGUUUUCGCUUGCCAAUGAACUCCCUAAUGGUGCUAUCAUUUUUCUUGACGAGGUUGAUUCUUUUGCUAUUGCUCGUGAUAGUGAAAUGCAUGAAGCUACUCGCAGAAUCUUAUCAGUGUUGUUGCGACAGAUUGAUGGAUUUGAACAGGAUAAAAAAGUUGUGGUGAUUGCUGCAACAAAUAGAAAGCAAGACCUUGAUCCUGCUUUAAUUAGUCGGUUUGAUUCAAUGAUUACUUUCGGCUUACCUGAUCAACAAAAUCGUCAGGAAAUAGCAGCUCAAUAUGCAAAGCACCUAACAAAACCUGAAUUAGAUCAAUUUGCAAGAGUUACAGAAGAAAUGUCCGGAAGGGAUAUUAGAGAUGUAUGUCAACAAGCUGAGCGAUUGUGGGCGUCAAAGAUAAUUCGAGGACAAGCUCCUAAAGAUGCAGAACAAGGGGGUCUUCCUGGUCUGCAAGAAUACAUAGAGAGCGCCAUGACUCGGCGGAAGGCUUUACUUAGUAUUAUUGCAGACCAAAAGGUUCAAAAGUCUCAUCCUCUCAGAAAGAACCCGCAGCUGGAUUUAUGUUGAUUAAGGUGGAUUGGACCGGGAGAGAGAGAGAGAGAGAGCUCAUGGACAGCUUUCAUGUUUUUGCAGUAAAUUUUUUUUUGGGGGGGACGGUAAAUUUUGUAUAUUAGGUGGUAAAUAUUGACAUUGCAAAAUCAGAAUAAUUUAAUUUAAAAUUAUAUUCUGAGAAGGCGCUAUAACAUAUUCAGCAUGUGAAACAUAUAUAUCAUUUAAAUA